Fusarium subglutinans is the source of this 2769-nucleotide messenger RNA. Its product is annotated as SIK1. The record is from RefSeq and is a predicted model, not a curated record. NCBI's taxonomy places the organism in Eukaryota, Fungi, Ascomycota, Sordariomycetes, Hypocreales, Nectriaceae. Gene Ontology annotation, cellular component: small-subunit processome; box C/D methylation guide snoRNP complex. Gene Ontology annotation, biological process: carbohydrate metabolic process. Gene Ontology annotation, molecular function: chitin binding; hydrolase activity, hydrolyzing O-glycosyl compounds; snoRNA binding. Bases 1 to 2769 code for a protein of 922 amino acids. The transcript has 6 exons.
AUGGGUGGUGGUCCUGAAGGUUUCCGCACCGUCGCUUACUUUGUCAACUGGGCCAUUUAUGCCCGAAAGCACCGUCCUCAAGAUCUUCCCGUUGAGAACCUCACACAUGUUCUCUACUCAUUCGCCAAUGUCCGCAGCGACUCUGGCGAAGUCCAUCUCACCGACUCAUGGGCUGAUACCGACAUUCACUGGGACGGCGACUCCUGGAAUGACCAAGGCACCAAUUUAUACGGCUGCAUGAAGCAGCUCAACCUUCUCAAGCGCCGCAACCGCAACCUCAAAGUUCUUCUCAGUGUCGGAGGAUGGACGUACAGCAGCAACUUCAAGGCUCCUGCCAGCACGCCCCAGGGACGCGACACCUUCGCCAAGAGCUGCGUUGACCUUCUCAAGAACCUCGGAUUUGACGGAAUCGACAUUGAUUGGGAGUACCCUCAGAAUGAAGGCGAGGCUAGAGACUACGUUGAGCUGCUUGCUGCCGUUCGACGUGAGAUGGAUGCUUAUGCUCAGACUUUGAGCCAGCCUUAUCAUUUCGAACUGACCGUUGCUUGCCCUGCUGGUGCGAAAAACUUCCAGCAGCUCGACAUCCGCGGCAUGGAUCGAUAUCUUGAUUUCUGGAACCUCAUGGCCUACGACUAUGCUGGAUCUUGGGACUCUGUUGCGGGCCACCAGGCGAACCUGUACCCAUCUCCCGACAAUCCCCAAUCAACACCCUUCUCUACAUCGGCCGCCAUUGACUUCUACGUUCGCAGUGGCGUGUCCCCCGGAAAGAUCGUUCUCGGCAUGCCCCUCUACGGUCGAGCUUUCCAGAACACCGAUGGUCCAGGCCGCCCCUACCAAGGCACCGGUGAAGGAACCUGGGAGGCUGGUGUUCACGACUACAAGAAACUUCCCCUUGAGGGCGCUACAGAGUAUGGGGACAGGGGAUGCUGCGCAAGCUACUGCUACAACCCUCAGACACGAACCAUGGUCACAUACGACACACCGCGAGUUGCGUGGGACAAGGCCGAGUAUGUCAAGAAGUGGAAGCUCGGAGGUGCAAUGUGGUGGGAGAGCAGUGCGGACAAGACGGGCGAUCAGAGCUUGAUCACGACGGUUGUGAAUGGGUUUGGUGGACAGGGUGCGCUCAUGAGACAGGAUAAUUGCAUCGAGUAUCCUGCGACCAACCUCGAGCCAUCACCAAACCCAUUCGACGCGGAAUCAUUCCCAAUUGCGGCACCGGCAGGGAACGACAAGAUGUCGCACAUCGACUACGCUCUAUACGAAUCCCCCGUGGGCUAUGCCCUCUUCAAGGUGGUGCAUCAGCAGGAUGCGGUGGGCCUGAAAUUGAAGGAGACUCAGGCCGCCGCCAACGAUCUCGCCAAGUUUGGCAAGAUGGUCAAGCUGGCCAACUUCAGCCCUUUCAGGGGUCACGUCGAGGCUCUUGAGAACAUUAACCUCGUCUCUGAGGGUAUCGUCUCGGACUACCUCAAGUCUGUCCUCGAACUCAACCUCCCCCAGACCAGCGGCAAGAAGACCAAGGUUGUCCUUGGUGUUUCCGAGAAGAACCUUGCUGGCGCGAUCAAGGGCCUGUUCCCCGGCCUCGAGUGCGAGACUGCCGAUACCUCUGACAUUGUCGGCGACGUUAUUCGCGGUAUCCGACUCCACGCCGACAAGCUUCUCGGCGGACUCAAGUACGGCGAUGUUGAGAAGGCCGGUCUGGGUAUGGGUCAUGCCUACUCCCGUGCCAAGGUCAAGUUCAGCGUCACCCGCAAUGACAACCACAUCAUCCAGGCUAGCGCGACCAUCGACUUCCAGGACAAGGGCGUCAACCAGUUCUAUAUGCGCGUUCGCGAGUGGUACGGCUGGCACUUCCCUGAGCUGAUCAAGAUUGUCUCCGACAACUACACCUACUGCAAGCUUGUUCUGGCCAUUGGCGACAAGAAGAGCUUGAACGAUGAGAAGCUCCACGACAUUGCCGCCCUCGUGGGUGAGGAUGGUGAGAAGGCCCAGGCCAUCAUUGACGCCGCCAAGGUUUCCAUGGGUCUCGACAUCUCUGCUGCUGACCUUGAGAUCGUCCACGGCUUCGCCGAGGCUGUUGUCAAGCAGGCCGACAACCGCAAGUCCACCUCCGCCUACCUCGAGAAGAAGAUGUCCGACAUCGCCCCCAACCUGCAGACUCUCAUUGGCACUCCCGUUGCCGCCCGCCUCAUCUCUCACGCUGGUUCUCUGACCAACCUCUCCAAGUACCCUGCCUCUACUCUCCAGAUUCUCGGUGCCGAGAAGGCUCUUUUCCGUGCUCUAAAGACCAAGAGCAACACUCCCAAGUACGGUCUCAUCUACCACAGCAGCUUCAUUGGCAAGGCUGGUCCCAAGAACAAGGGUCGCAUCUCUCGAUACCUUGCCAACAAGUGCAGUAUGGCCAGUCGUAUCGACAACUUCUCCGAGGAGCCCUCCACCCGCUUUGGUGAGGCUCUCAAGCAGCAGGUCGAGGACCGAUUAGAGUUUUACGCCACUGGCAAGAAGCCCGCCAAGAACACUGAUGUCAUGAAGGGAGUUAUGGACCUCCUUGACGACGGUGAUAAUGCUGGCUCCGACGAGGAGAUGGCUGACGCUCCUGAGCCCGAGACCAAGAAGUCCAAGAAAGACAAGAAGGAGAAGAAGGAAAAGAAAGAGAAGAAGGACAAGAAGGAGAAGCGCAAGCGGGACGAGGAGGAUGCCGAACCCGUGAAGGAAGACGGCGAGAAGAAAAAGAAGAAGAAGAGAAAGUCCAAGGCUGCGGAUGACGAGUAG